Molecule: messenger RNA, 1384 nt
Organism: Sphaerodactylus townsendi
Lineage: Eukaryota; Metazoa; Chordata; Lepidosauria; Squamata; Sphaerodactylidae
Gene: GNG10
Product: G protein subunit gamma 10
Exons: 3
Coding region: 144-350 (68 amino acids)
Biological process (GO): G protein-coupled receptor signaling pathway
Cellular component (GO): heterotrimeric G-protein complex
Molecular function (GO): G-protein beta-subunit binding
Source: RefSeq, a predicted model, not a curated record
CUGGCACUUUGCUUCCCAGUCUGCCAGGCGGGCGGGGGCGAGGGGGAGCUUGGCCGCUGCCUCCUCCCCCUCGGAGCUCAACUCCUGCGCUUUGUGCGGAGUCUGCAGCCCGCCUGCCCGCCCAGUUCCCCACAGCGGCCAGCAUGUCUUCCAACUCCAGCCUCAGCACCCUGCAGCGCCUGGUGGAGCAGCUCAAGCUGGAGGCCGGCGUGGAAAGGAUCCGGGUCUCUCAAGCCGCUGCGGAGCUUCAGCAAUACUGCAUGCAGAAUGCCUGCAAAGACGCGUUGCUGGUUGGAGUGCCUGCAGGAAGCAAUCCAUUCCGGGAGCCCAGGUCCUGUGCAUUGCUCUGAAGACAGGCGAGGCUAACUUCUCUUCAAGCAUGGGAGGACUCCCAGCCUUUUUCCAACGGAUAUUUCUCUCUUGCCAUGCCCUUAUUUUCGUGUAACCCAAAUGGGAUCUUUAGAUAUUUCUUAGUAUGAUUCAUCAGUCUUAGUAACUGACAUUUUGCUAAUAACGCUAUAAAGCAUUUUGCAAGGAAAAUGCUUUGCUUUUGUAACGGACUCCGUUUUCUUUCUACACGUUUCUCUGAGAUGUUUACAUUUUAGAAAAAAAAAGUGAUUGGGAAAUCAAAAUGACUUGCUCUUUUGUUGUGCCUGAGUGAGAUGUACUGUAGUUAUCUUCCUGGUUUGUGUUUUCUAAAUAAGGACGCCCGCCGUGGUCAUGAUCCAGCUAAAGUGAAGGCUGCCAAUCCACACAAAUUUACUUAGGAGUAAGCCCCACAGAACUAAGCAGGAGUUGUUUCUGAAUAAAAUGACUAAGAUUGGGCUGCACAUCCAAUUGAUUUCAACAGGAAAUCCUGAAGCAUAUUUGUAACUCUUUUAAAAAUAAAUCAAGUGUUUGAUUUAAAAGUGCUAAAUUUUAGCUAGACUAUGCCCAGUAUUUGUAAGACGAUAGUGCCCAUCUAUUUCACAUGGAGAACAGUUUUUUAAAAAAAAAUAACAUUAUAAGGUUUUACUAUUCUUGAAAUCUGUGGGUGAUACUGUAUGUCUGUAAUACAAGUUUUCCACAGAAGCCCCAAUGUGUUUUUAUUUUUUAUUAUGAUUGGACCGAAACCUGGUUUUAAAGAGUUUAAGGUGUGUUUCGGUAAAUCAACACUACUCAAAACAAAUGUAAGCAGUUCCUACAGUAGAUUUUUCAAGGAGUAAAACGUUCUUGGAACUUCUAGAAACCUUUUUGGGUGGGUGCCUUUUGUUCUUUUGUUCUUUUUUCUUUUACCAAGCACUUUUACACAAACACUGUUUACUUUGGAAAAUGUUUUGUUUACACACCAUUGUUGGUAUUAAUAUAUUAGAGGCUUAAACAACAUUAAAAAUAUCUUCCCUAA